This is a messenger RNA of Phaedon cochleariae (mustard beetle), 7095 nucleotides long. Lineage: Eukaryota; Metazoa; Arthropoda; Insecta; Coleoptera; Chrysomelidae. The record is from the annotation of a GenBank genome assembly.
AUGUCUUUGCCCCCGUAUUUACUGGGGCCUAAUCCCUGGGCCACGAUGAUGGCCCAACAACAUUUAGCGGCGGCCCAUGCUCAAGCACAAGCAGCUGCUGCUCAGGCCCAUGCACAUGCUUUGCAACAGCAAAUGCCGCCUCCCCACCCCAAGUCAGAUGUUAUUACUGAAGACAAGUUACAGGAAAAAGCUCAAAAAUGGCAUCAAUUGCAGUCUAAAAGAUUUGCAGACAAGCGAAAGUUAGGGUUUGUAGAGGCUCAAAAAGAAGACAUGCCUCCUGAACAUAUCAGAAAAAUCAUCAGAGAUCAUGGUGAUAUGAGCAGUCGGAAGUAUAGACAUGAUAAACGUGUUUAUUUAGGAGCAUUGAAGUAUAUGCCUCAUGCAGUGAUGAAGCUUCUUGAAAAUAUGCCAAUGCCAUGGGAGCAGAUAAGGGAUGUUAAAGUAUUGUACCAUAUUACUGGAGCCAUCACAUUUGUCAAUGAAAUUCCAUGGGUUAUGGAACCAGUGUAUAUUGCACAGUGGGGAACCAUGUGGAUCAUGAUGCGGCGAGAAAAAAGAGACCGUAGACACUUCAAGAGGAUGCGAUUCCCCCCGUUCGACGACGAGGAACCCCCCCUCGACUAUGCGGACAACGUGCUGGACGUGGAACCUCUGGAGGCCAUCCAGAUCGAGCUGGACGCCGACGAGGAUUCCGCCAUCGCGAAAUGGUUCUACGACCACAAGCCGCUGGUCGGGUCCAAAUACGUGAACGGAUCCACUUACAGGAAGUGGAAUCUGUCCUUGCCCAUGAUGGCGACGUUGUAUCGGCUGGCCAAUCAGCUGCUGACUGACUUGGUGGACGAGAAUUAUUUUUAUCUGUUCGAUACUAAGAGUUUCUUCACCGCUAAGGCGUUGAAUAUGGCGAUUCCGGGAGGGCCGAAGUUUGAACCUUUGAUCAAAGAUAUGAAUCCAGCAGAUGAAGAUUGGAAUGAAUUCAAUGAUAUCAAUAAGAUCAUCAUAAGACAACCUAUUCGUACAGAAUAUAGGAUUGCUUUUCCAUAUCUAUACAAUAACAUGCCUCAUUUUGUUCAUCUUUCUUGGUAUCAUGCACCUAACGUUGUUUAUAUCAAAACUGAAGAUCCUGAUUUGCCGGCAUUCUAUUUCGAUCCCUUGAUCAACCCCAUUUCCCACCGUCAUGCUGUCAAAAGUUUGGAGCCUUUACCAGACGACGAUGAAGAAUUCAUUCUGCCUGAAUCAGUGCAUCCAUUUCUUCAAGAAACUCCAUUGUAUACUGAUAAUACCGCUAAUGGUAUUGCAUUGCUCUGGGCACCUAGACCAUUCAACAUGAGAUCAGGGCGAUGCAGAAGAGCCAUUGACGUGCCACUUGUCAAAUCCUGGUACAUGGAGCAUUCUCCUCCCGGUCAGCCCGUCAAAGUGCGAGUCAGUUACCAAAAACUGCUCAAAUACUAUGUGCUGAACGCUCUCAAACACCGACCUCCGAAGGCCCAGAAGAAAAGGUACCUCUUUAGGUCCUUCAAGUCCACCAAGUUCUUUCAAACCACCACGUUGGAUUGGGUGGAAGCGGGUCUGCAGGUUUGCAGGCAAGGCUACAACAUGUUGAAUUUGCUCAUCCACAGAAAGAAUUUGAACUAUCUACAUUUGGAUUAUAAUUUCAAUCUGAAACCUGUGAAAACUCUUACUACUAAGGAAAGAAAGAAGUCUCGUUUUGGAAAUGCUUUCCACUUGUGCAGAGAAAUACUGAGAUUGACGAAAUUGAUUAUUGAUUCCCAUGUACAAUAUAGAUUGAACAAUGUUGAUGCUUUCCAACUAGCUGAUGGAUUACAGUAUAUUUUCGCCCAUGUCGGACAAUUGACGGGAAUGUACCGAUACAAAUAUAAACUUAUGAGACAAAUUAGAAUGUGCAAGGAUUUGAAACAUUUGAUUUACUACAGAUUCAAUACGGGCCCGGUCGGCAAGGGCCCGGGCUGCGGCAUCUGGGCGCCUGGCUGGCGCGUGUGGCUCUUCUUCAUGCGCGGCAUCACGCCUUUGCUCGAACGCUGGCUGGGCAACCUCCUGUCCCGUCAGUUCGAGGGGCGGCACUCGAAGGGCGUGGCCAAAACGGUGACCAAGCAGCGCGUCGAAUCGCACUUCGACUUGGAAUUGCGGGCGUCGGUGAUGCACGACAUCGUCGACAUGAUGCCCGAGGGCAUCAAGCAGAACAAGGCGCGCACGAUCCUGCAGCACCUGUCUGAGGCGUGGCGAUGCUGGAAGGCGAAUAUUCCGUGGAAGGUGCCCGGGUUGCCGAUUCCCAUCGAGAAUAUGAUACUCAGAUACGUCAAGAUGAAGGCCGAUUGGUGGACGAACACGGCCCACUACAACCGCGAGCGAAUCCGCAGAGGCGCCACCGUCGACAAAACGGUCUGCAAGAAGAACCUCGGCCGCCUCACCCGGUUGUACCUGAAGGCCGAGCAGGAGCGGCAGCACAACUACCUCAAGGACGGGCCGUACAUCUCGCCCGAGGAGGCGGUGGCCAUCUACACGACCACCGUGCAUUGGCUGGAGUCGCGGCGGUUCGCGCCCAUUCCGUUUCCGCCUUUGUCGUACAAGCACGACACGAAGUUGCUCAUCCUGGCGCUGGAGCGCCUCAAGGAAGCGUACAGCGUCAAGUCGCGCCUGAACCAGAGCCAGCGAGAAGAGCUCGGCCUCAUCGAGCAGGCGUACGACAAUCCGCACGAGGCGCUGUCGCGCAUCAAGCGUCACCUGUUGACGCAGCGCGCUUUCAAGGAGGUCGGCAUCGAGUUCAUGGACCUCUACAGCCACUUGAUCCCGGUGUACGACGUGGAGCCGCUGGAGAAGAUCACCGACGCCUACUUGGACCAGUAUCUGUGGUACGAGGCGGACAAAAGGCGGUUGUUCCCGCCGUGGAUCAAGCCGGCGGACACGGAGCCGCCGCCGCUGUUGGUGUACAAGUGGUGUCAGGGAGUCAACAAUUUGCAGGACGUGUGGGAGGUGAACGAAGGCGAAUGCAACGUCCUGCUCGAGUCGAAAUUCGAGAAACUCUACGAGAAAAUUGAUUUAACCCUGCUGAACCGACUGCUGCGUCUGAUCGUCGACCAUAACAUCGCCGAUUACAUGACGGCCAAGAACAACGUCGUCAUCAACUACAAGGACAUGAACCACACGAACAGCUACGGCAUCAUCAGGGGCCUGCAGUUCGCUUCCUUCGUCACGCAGUACUACGGGCUGGUGCUGGACUUGCUGGUGUUGGGCCUGCAAAGGGCCAGCGAGAUGGCGGGGCCGCCGCAGAUGCCCAACGACUUUUUGACGUUCCAGGACGUGCAGACGGAGGCUUGUCAUCCGAUCCGGUUGUAUUGCAGAUACGUGGACCGGAUACAUAUGUUCUUCAGAUUUUCGGCAGAGGAGGCCAAAGACCUCAUUCAGAGAUAUCUGACAGAGCAUCCAGAUCCAAACAAUGAGAACAUCGUGGGCUAUAACAACAAGAAAUGUUGGCCAAGAGACGCUCGAAUGCGUCUCAUGAAACACGACGUCAACUUGGGACGAGCUGUCUUCUGGGACAUCAAAAACCGACUGCCGAGGUCGACUACGACCAUCCAAUGGGAGAACAGUUUCGUCAGCGUUUACUCCAAGGAUAACCCGAAUCUUCUCUUCAACAUGUCCGGAUUCGAAUGCAGAAUCUUGCCGAAAUGCCGAACGCAGCACGACGAAUUCACCCACAGGGACGGCGUGUGGAAUCUUCAGCACGAGGGCAGCAAAGAGAGGACGGCCCAGUGCUUUUUGAGAGUCGACGACGAAUCUAUGAGUCGAUUCCACAACAGGGUCCGUCAGAUCUUGAUGGCUUCCGGAUCCACCACAUUCACGAAGAUCGUCAACAAAUGGAACACGGCCCUCAUCGGUCUGAUGACGUAUUUCCGGGAAGCGGUAGUAAACACCCAAGAACUCCUCGACCUCCUCGUCAAAUGCGAAAACAAAAUCCAAACGCGCAUAAAAAUCGGCCUGAACUCCAAAAUGCCUAGCCGAUUCCCUCCCGUCGUCUUCUACACGCCCAAAGAGCUGGGCGGCCUCGGCAUGCUCUCGAUGGGCCACGUCCUCAUUCCCCAAUCGGACCUGAGGUGGUCCAAGCAAACGGACGUGGGAAUCACCCAUUUCCGGUCCGGAAUCAGCCACGACGAGGACCAGCUCAUCCCGAAUUUGUACCGGUAUAUCCAGCCGUGGGAGUCGGAAUUUAUUGAUUCGCAGAGGGUGUGGGCGGAGUACGCCCUCAAGAGACAGGAGGCUAACGCCCAGAACAGGAGGUUGACGCUGGAGGACUUGGAGGAUUCUUGGGACAGGGGGAUUCCGAGGAUUAAUACGCUGUUCCAGAAGGACAGGCACACGCUGGCGUACGAUAAGGGGUGGAGGAUAAGGACGGAAUUCAAACAAUACCAGGUUUUAAAACAAAAUCCUUUCUGGUGGACUCAUCAGCGUCACGACGGGAAAUUGUGGAACUUAAAUAACUACAGAACAGAUAUGAUUCAAGCACUUGGUGGUGUGGAAGGAAUUCUAGAACACACUUUAUUCAAGGGAACGUAUUUCCCAACGUGGGAAGGUCUUUUCUGGGAAAAGGCAUCUGGAUUUGAAGAAUCUAUGAAAUAUAAAAAACUCACCAAUGCCCAACGGUCUGGUUUGAAUCAAAUUCCUAACAGGCGAUUUACAUUGUGGUGGUCGCCUACUAUUAACAGAGCAAACGUGUACGUCGGUUUUCAAGUGCAACUCGAUUUGACCGGUAUUUUCAUGCACGGCAAGAUCCCCACUCUGAAAAUUUCGUUGAUCCAGAUAUUCAGGGCUCACUUGUGGCAAAAAGUCCAUGAAUCUAUUGUUAUGGAUCUUUGUCAGGUGUUCGAUCAAGAGUUGGAUGCGUUGGAAAUUGAAACUGUCCAGAAAGAAACGAUCCACCCUAGGAAAUCAUAUAAGAUGAAUUCAUCUUGUGCAGAUAUAUUGCUGUUCUCGGCUUACAAAUGGAACGUUUCCAGACCGUCAUUGUUAGCUGAUACAAAAGAUACAAUGGAUAAUACGACCACCCAGAAAUAUUGGAUUGACGUUCAACUCAGAUGGGGAGAUUAUGAUUCUCAUGAUGUUGAAAGAUAUGCCAGGGCUAAGUUUUUGGAUUACACCACCGACAAUAUGUCGAUAUAUCCAUCGCCCACUGGAGUUUUGAUAGCCAUCGAUUUGGCUUAUAAUCUGCACAGUGCUUAUGGAAACUGGUUCCCUGGAUGCAAACCGCUGAUACAACAGGCGAUGGCGAAAAUAAUGAAGGCGAAUCCUGCGCUGUACGUGUUGCGCGAGCGCAUCCGCAAGGCCUUGCAGCUGUACUCCAGCGAACCCACAGAACCGUACCUGUCCAGCCAGAACUACGGCGAACUGUUCUCCAACCAGAUCAUCUGGUUCGUGGACGACACCAACGUGUACAGAGUGACCAUACACAAGACGUUCGAGGGGAAUUUGACGACGAAGCCCAUCAACGGGGCCAUUUUCAUUUUCAAUCCGAGGACAGGGCAGUUGUUCUUGAAGAUCAUCCAUACGUCCGUAUGGGCAGGGCAGAAACGUUUGGGACAGUUGGCGAAAUGGAAAACUGCUGAAGAAGUCGCAGCUCUGAUCCGUUCGUUGCCCGUUGAGGAGCAGCCCAAGCAAAUCAUCGUUACUAGGAAGGGCAUGCUGGAUCCUUUGGAAGUCCAUUUGCUCGACUUCCCGAACAUCGUGAUCAAGGGUUCGGAGUUGCAGCUUCCGUUCCAGGCCUGCCUGAAAAUCGAGAAGUUCGGCGAUUUGAUUCUGAAAGCCACCGAGCCCCAGAUGGUCCUGUUCAAUCUGUACGACGAUUGGUUGAAGACGAUAUCUUCAUACACGGCGUUCUCGAGAUUGAUUCUCAUUCUACGAGCUCUGCAUGUGAACACAGAAAGGACCAAGGUUAUAUUGAAACCUGAUAAGACUACCAUAACUGAACCUCAUCAUAUUUGGCCGACUUUGUCUGACGAUGAAUGGAUAAAGGUUGAAGUGCAACUCAAGGAUUUGAUUCUUGCUGAUUAUGGAAAGAAAAAUAACGUGAAUGUGGCAUCUCUCACCCAAUCUGAAAUCCGUGACAUAAUCCUCGGGAUGGAGAUCAGCGCCCCGUCUGCGCAAAGACAGCAAAUCGCCGAAAUCGAAAAGCAGACCAAAGAACAGUCCCAACUCACCGCCACGACAACAAGAACAGUGAACAAACAUGGCGACGAAAUCAUCACCAGCACGACCAGCAACUAUGAAACGCAGACUUUCAGUUCGAAGACGGAAUGGCGAGUCCGAGCUAUAUCCGCUACGAAUUUACAUUUGAGGACCAAUCACAUCUACGUUAGUUCCGAUGACAUCAAGGAGACUGGUUAUACUUACAUCUUACCGAAGAAUGUACUGAAGAAGUUCGUCACUAUAUCGGAUUUGAGAGCUCAGAUCAGCGCCUUCUUGUACGGCGUCAGCCCUCCGGACAACCCUCAAGUGAAAGAGCUCCGAUGCCUGGUGCUCGCCCCCCAAUGGGGCACGCAUCAAACAGUCCAUCUGCCCAACACGCCGCCUAGCCACCCCUUCCUCAAGGACAUGGAGCCCCUCGGCUGGAUCCACACGCAGCCCAACGAGCUGCCCCAACUGUCGCCGCAGGAUAUCGGCACCCACGCUAAACUGAUGGCCGACAAUCCGGCGUGGGACGGCGAGAAGACCGUCAUCAUCACGUGCUCGUUCACGCCGGGCUCGUGCAGCUUGACCGCCUACAAGCUGACCCCCUCGGGGUACGAGUGGGGCAGACAGAACACCGACAAGGGCAACAAUCCCAAGGGCUAUCUGCCCAGCCACUACGAGAAGGUGCAGAUGCUGUUGUCCGACAGGUUCCUCGGGUUCUUCAUGGUGCCCACGCAGGGCUCUUGGAAUUACAAUUUCAUGGGUGUACGACAUGACCCUUCCAUGAAAUACGAAUUGCAAUUGGCGAAUCCCAAGGAGUUCUAUCACGAGGUUCACAGACCAGCCCACUUCCUCAAUUUCUCUUCUUUGGAAGACGGCGACGGCGCUGGAGCAGAUAGAGAAGAUGCGUUCGCCUAA